AUGAGGGCAGCGCUUUAUCAACGGGGUUACAUUCGACUUGCUGAGCAACUGAGAGAUGACUUUUGCCUACCUGAAAACUUCUCUGGGUUUCUUCAUGAUGAUGACCUGAUGCUUAUUAGUAAUGGAAUUGGCAUUAAGUAUCCGGAAGUUGCAGUACGUCUUGGUCUUACAUGGAGUGAUGUGUCAUCAGCAAAAACACAGCAUCAUCGCCAUAUUUUUUAUUCAUCCAUGGAGCUGUUGACCAAAUGGCGACAGCGACAGACUCAUUCUACGAAUCAACUCCAGAUGAUGUGCGAAGCGUUGGAACACGAAGGAUUUUCCUCUGUUGUGAAGCAACUACGACCUAAUGUGGAAGCAUCUUCAGUUCUUUGUGAAGUUUGUUUGGAUGAUAAAACAUUGCUCAGUAUUUGCGAUGAAAUGAAAAGUGAUUGGAAACUUGUGGGUGUUCAAUUAGGACUGCAAUUAUCAGAAAUAGACUGCAUAGAAAAAGACAACAAACCUGUGAAGAAUGCAAUAAUGAAAAUGCUCGUGUCUUGGAGGGAUAAACAACCAUCCAACAUCAACCAACUAACUACAAUGAGUUCAGCUCUUGCUGAAAGGGGAUAUAGUCGGCUUUCUGAUCAAUUGACAGGCAACUGGAAUUAUGAAGAAGUAUAUUCAGGUCGUUUGGAUGAUAAAUCAUUGCUCAGUAUUUGCGAUGAAAUCAAGGGUGAUUGGAAACUUGUGGGUGUUCAAUUAGGACUGCAGUUAUCGGAAUUAGACUGCAUAGAAAAAGACAACAAACCUGUGAAGAAUGCAAUAAUGAAAAUGCUUGUGUCUUGGAGGGAUAAGCAACCAUCCAACAUCAACCAACUAACUACAAUGAGUUCAGCUCUUGCUCAAAGGGGAUAUAAUUGGCUUUCUGAGCAAUUGAAAGGCAACUUUAAUCCUGAAGAAGAGUAUUCAGAUCAUAAACCUUCAGCAUGUGCUUUAUGCAGUCUCUGUUCUGAUGAUGAAUUCUCACUGCCAAAUCUAUCAAACGUUCCACACGAGUGUACAAUGGAUGAGCAAGACUUCAGAGGGAUUCUGUUAAAAAUAUCUGAAAAUUUGGAUGAAGAAGAUCUGUGGGUUUUGAAGGUUGCUCUCACUGAUCUCAUCAAAGACGCACACACACGUGUUGAAGCAGAUCGGGCAACUGAACUCUUUGAGAGUUUGAUCAAACAAAAUAUCCUGAACCCAAAUGACAUGAGCAUUCUGCCUGAAGUAUUCCAGUUAACAGGUUUAAAUUAUUUGCAGCGAUUCAUCAAAGGAUGCCCACAGGUGAAGGACAUUCCAAUUACUUUCUUUUCCAAGUUCCGCCAGUCUGUAGUUGCCUUUGGAAGAGCGCUAACUGCCAGCCUUACAAGAGAGAUCGAAUAUGCAUUUUUUGGUACAGAAAAGUUGUACAAGAACAAAUGGGAUCUGAUGAUGAAACUGGAAAUGAAUCUUAAACUAUGCAAUAAUGACAAAUCAAUAGAGAGCUUUAAAGCAAAAUUCAGUAAUCAUGUAAGCAAAUAAGCUAAGAUAAAUCUAUCCAAAUACUACAAGAGCUGAAAACAAUGCUUAUAAUUGUAAUUUUGGGAAUUAUACUCU
Molecule: messenger RNA, 1611 nt
Organism: Anneissia japonica
Lineage: Eukaryota; Metazoa; Echinodermata; Crinoidea; Comatulida; Comatulidae
Exons: 6
Coding region: 1-1536 (511 amino acids)
Biological process (GO): regulation of apoptotic process; signal transduction
Molecular function (GO): protein binding
Source: RefSeq, a predicted model, not a curated record